Puccinia triticina is the source of this 1893-nucleotide messenger RNA. RefSeq lists its product as uncharacterized. Lineage: Eukaryota; Fungi; Basidiomycota; Pucciniomycetes; Pucciniales; Pucciniaceae. Gene Ontology annotation, biological process: protein targeting to vacuole; retrograde transport, endosome to Golgi. The record is from RefSeq and is a predicted model, not a curated record. The coding region runs from base 1 to 1893 and encodes 630 amino acids. Gene Ontology annotation, cellular component: endosome. The transcript has 5 exons. Gene Ontology annotation, molecular function: phosphatidylinositol-3-phosphate binding.
AUGGACUCAUCGACAUCUCAUCUGCCCACAAGUCACUCCACCGGCGAACUCUUCACCACGCCAGCAUCCACCGCCAGCUCCACACUCCUCGCCCAAUCCUCUCCUGACGCUUAUGCUAACGACCCUUGGUCACAUAAACCCCUCUCUGGCCAUAACUCUGUCGACGGCUUCGAGCCAGAUGCGCGCUUACAAGGAAACAUCAACGACUCAGCGUUGCCCCUCAUCUACCACCAGGCCUUCAAUGCCACCGAUCCCGCCAAUGGAACCGCUUCAAUCGCAAAUGUCCAUCGAGUCCUGGCCAGCAGUGGGGUCGGCGCCAGUGCCAUAGAACAAAUCCUCAGCGUCAGCUGUGGUCGCUCAUCACGAGUAUCUAAGCAGGAAUUCAGUAUUGCAUUGGCCGCUGUGGCCUUUGCUCAGCAAGGAAGAUCCCCAUUGUGUGUACAGCGGAUCAUCUCCAGAAAGGCAUCAUUCCCACUCCCCACACUGGACCUAGGCACAUCACUCAUCAACCCUGCAAGGACACAGGCUCAACGGUCUGCGUUUCCCGAAGAUCCAUGGUGCACAAGUCCCUCCUCAACCAUGAAGAGCCGAGCUGCCGAAGCUUCGACGAGUUUGCCAUUCCUGAUCGACCAGGCCGAGAUCUCUGCACCCAGAGCACCCGAGCCCCGGAUGAAUAAUCGGAUCGAACCCGACCCUCAAUUCUCAAAUUCACGCUUCUUGCCGAACUUCAACCCUCUAAUACGUGACUCAGUAUCGAUCAGAUUGAGUUCUCCCGAGGGAUGGCUUCUCAAACACAACGUCUAUACGGUCGAACACGAACGGAAAGGUACCAGUGUCCCACGAAGAUAUAGUGACUUCGUCUGGCUCCACGAGUGUCUUUUGAAAAGAUAUCCUUUUAGACUCCUUCCGAUCUUACCGCCCAAGCGGUUGGCCAUUUCUGGUCAUCAUCUUGUGGCAGGUGAUGACUCCCAGUUUCUAGAGAGACGGCGUCGGGGCCUGCAGAGAUGUAUGAACUUCUUGGUAAACCAUCCAGUGCUGUCGACGGACUCCAUCCUCACAACAUUUCUCAGUGAGCCCUCGGACCUAGCCACUUGGCGAUCGCAUUCGCGGGUCCAUCUGGUUGAAGAGUCAGUCACGACUCGUCUGACGCCGGCCGAAGAGAUGUCAAUUCCGGAAGACCUGGACAACCAUUCCGUGAACUUCCGAUCUCGAUUGCCGCUGAUGAUCGAGCAUUGGGGAAGGAUCUGCAACGGCUUGGAGCGGAUGGUGCGUCGGAACGAGGCGCAGAGUGUGGAUCUGACGAAGAUCCAGUUUGCGAUCGGAUCGGCGCUCGAGAGCGGGCGGGCGGCGUUGAAUAGUGAGCAGUCGGAAUGGACCCUGAAUGAGGUCCAACGGGCCGAAGAGGAGACCGAGCUCGUCGGCCAACAUAUCGGCAAACACGCCGAAAUCAUCGAGCACCGCGCCGGCCGAUUGAGCCUUUCCACCCAAGAACAAAUCCGAGCGCACAAGGAACUCUUCACGAACUUCGUCAGUCUCUUUGAGCGUAUAGACCGGCUCAGCGGGGACGACGUAGAUGAACGACUUAAGCCACGGGCGGAGUUGAACACGCGGAAGAUCGAAGCGGCCCGGGAGGCGCAGAAGCCGGGCUGGGAGGACGAAGUGGAUCGGCUAAAGAAUCUGGUCGAGCAGGAUCGCGCGGGGAUCGAGUUCAAGCUUCGGAGAAGGGUCUUUAUUCGCUGGUGUUUGUGGCAGGAAAUCGUCCAUACUCUGAGAGUCGCCAGUCUCAUUCGGUUCACUUGGAAAGAAUUCGUCGAUCAUGAGCGUCAAUUUUCCGAACGCUCGGUACGAAACUGGUCCGACUUGAUCGAGAUCAUUGAUAGUGUUUCUCUCUAA